This is a messenger RNA of Chelonoidis abingdonii (Abingdon island giant tortoise), 1223 nucleotides long. RefSeq names its product claudin-4-like. NCBI's taxonomy places the organism in Eukaryota, Metazoa, Chordata, Testudines, Testudinidae. Gene Ontology annotation, cellular component: membrane; bicellular tight junction. Gene Ontology annotation, molecular function: structural molecule activity. The record is from RefSeq and is a predicted model, not a curated record.
CCUUCCCACCCAAUCAUGGCUUCAGCAGGUCUCCAGAUCUUGGGCAUGGCGCUCUCGGUGGUGGGCUGGCUGGGCUCCAUCAUCUCCUGCGCCCUGCCCAUGUGGAAGGUGACGGCCUUCAUCGGCAACAACAUUGUGGUGGCGCAGAUCAUCUGGGAGGGGCUGUGGAUGAACUGCAUCGUGCAGAGCACGGGCCAGAUGCAGUGUAAGGUCUAUGACUCUAUGCUGGCGCUGCCCCAGGACCUGCAGGCCGCCCGCGCCCUCAUGGUCAUCUCGGUGCUGCUGGCCGUGCUGGCCUUGCUGGUGAGCGUGGUGGGCGCCAAGUGCACCAACUGCGUGGAGGACGAAGGGACCAAGGCGCGGAUCAUGAUCGUCUCUGGCGCCGUCUUUGUGGUCGCCGGCAUCCUCUGCCUCAUCCCCGUGUGCUGGUCAGCCAACACCAUCAUCCGGGACUUCUACAACCCGCUGAUGUCUGAAGCCCAGAAGCGGGAGCUGGGGGCUUCCCUCUACAUCGGCUGGGCUGCUGCAGCCCUGCUGGUUCUGGGGGGCAGCCUCCUCUGCUGCACGUGUCCCAAGAGGAACACCAACUACAGCGCCCGUUACACCGCCGCCGUCUCGCAGCCCCGCAGCGACUACCCCAGCAAGAACUACGUCUGAGGGGCAGGCAGCCUGGGGCCUCUCGGCGGGCAGGGCCCCAUCUCCACAUGAGACCCCCGGGUGCAAAGCUAGCCGGUCAGUGCUGGGAAUCCAUCGGCAGCCUGGAGGGAAUACAGAAGCUAAGCUGCAGACUCAUGGUAUCUGCCAUUGGUGGCGGCUUCAUCUUGGCUUCUGGACCCCAUCACGCUGCAAUGGUCCUCAGCCCACAUGGUCCAUUCAUGUCCUGCCAUCUUCCGACCCUUCUCCCCUCGGAUGUGUCAGCUCACACCCCAGCCUGGCUCCUCUCCAGUCCCGUUAUCCCCUCCCUAGGCUACAGCCCAGAACGGCCCCUGAUGCCACCCAACUCGAGGUCCUGCCCCGUUGAAGUGCUGAUUGCUGAAAAUUAGAGAGUUAUCUGGGGGGGGAGGUCAAGUAGAGCACCCCAAGCCUAGCCCCUCUCUAGAGGAGAGUGGGAGUUGGGUCGCCUCGUUUUAACCUUUGCAUGUGUCCUACAUAGUCCUUAGAUAUUUUUCACAGCAUCUGCUUGGUUUUUAUAUAUGAUGAAUAAAAUAUCUGGGUUUUUUGUA